Messenger RNA from Lodderomyces jiufengensis, 2184 nucleotides. It is a transcript of the gene PAN3, whose product is annotated as Pan3p. The transcript has a single exon. The record is from RefSeq and is a predicted model, not a curated record. Gene Ontology annotation, biological process: nuclear-transcribed mRNA poly(A) tail shortening; mRNA processing. Gene Ontology annotation, cellular component: PAN complex; P-body. The coding region runs from base 1 to 2184 and encodes 727 amino acids. Gene Ontology annotation, molecular function: metal ion binding; poly(A) binding. Lineage: Eukaryota; Fungi; Ascomycota; Pichiomycetes; Serinales; Debaryomycetaceae.
AUGAAUAUAAAUUUGGAUACUGCAAAAGAUGUUUUUUGCAAAAAUAUUUUAAUUUAUGGAUAUUGUAAAUAUCAAGGAAAAGGUUGUGCUUUUAGUCAUAAUAAACAACAACAACAACAACAACAGCAAGAAGAUCAACAACAACCACAAACUUUACAAUCUGGAGUAUCCACAAAUUCAAAUGAUUCACUGGGUAGGAAAAAAUUUAAUUUUGAAGCAGCUCCAUCUUUCACAAGUGAAAAGAAUAUUAAUAAUUUAAGUACUAAAUUUUCAAAUUUAUCACCAAAUAUAAAAGAUGCACCAAUAUUUAAACCCGAUAGUAACCAACCAUCACAACAGCAAGACCAACAACAACAACAACAACAACAAUUUAAUCCAUAUCAAAAUCCAAUACAAUCUUCAAAUCUGAGUAAUCCAUAUGCUACAAAAAAAUUUAAUGUUAGUACUCCAUCAUUCACACCUUCAAGUUUUGAUUUUAAUCCAACUCCUCUGACCGGAAAUUUGAAUAAUUCAGCUCAAUCACAAAUGAAUUCACAACAACAAUUACCAAUACAAUCGAGUGGAUUUUCUCAUAUAGGUCCAUCAAGUGCAAGAUCAAUUGGAAAUAUUAUACAAAAUCAACAAAAUCAACCAUUAAACCCCUAUACUAAUUUGCCAUCACAUACAACUCCAACUCCUCCAAUACAAGCACAACCACCACCUCCACCUCCAUCACAUUUAUCACAAGCAAAUAUGAUGAAUCCAAAUUCAAUGCAAUCAUUUUUUUCAAAUCAACCACCAACUAAUAAUAAUGUAACAAAUCAAACUUCAGGUCCUAUAUAUCCAUUACAAUAUCAUUUAUAUGCACCAGCACCACCACCUCGACUAACUGUACCUAUAAAAGAUUAUGAAACUAAUUCCAAAAAAAUGUUUAUCUCUAAUGAAAUUAGAGAAAUUUUACAUCGUAAAAAUGAAGCAAGUUUACAAUCUUUACAUCAUCUGAAUUUACCUGAUCAUAUUAAUUCAUAUCAUUCUUUAGUUCCAAUAGAUAAAUCAUAUGAAUCAAAAAGUAAAAAUUGGCCAGGUUUUACAAGUUUAUUAUUUAAAUGUUAUUCAAAUGAUGAUGGAAAUUUAUAUGCUUUAAGAAAAAUAGAUCCUAGUAAUGAAAUUAUAAAUGAAUCACCUUUUAAAACUAUUAAAAAAUGGAGAUCAUUAAAUGAUAAUGCAAAUAUUGUUGCUUUAAAAGAUGCAUUCACUACUAUGGCUUUUAGUGCAAGUGGUUCCAAUAAUAUGGGGUUUGAUUCUGCUUCUUUAUGUUUUGUGUUUGACUAUUAUCCAAAUUCCAAGACUUUAUUGGAACAUCAUAAAAAGGGGUUGAGAGUUGAACCAAUUACUGAAAAAUUAUUGUGGAAUUAUUUAGUUCAAUUAGUAAAUGCUAUUAAAUCCAUCCAUUCUGCUAAGUUAAGUGCUGGUGCAUCUAUUAAUUUAAGUAAAAUUAUAAUUUGCAGUGAUUCAAGAAUUAAAAUAAGUAGUGGUGGGAUAAGUGAUGUUUUAAAUGACAUAAAGGGAAUACAUGAAGAUUUAAAUAUUGCACAAUUGAAAGAUAUAAAUAAUAUUGGGAAAGUUUUACUUGAAUUAGCUUCAACUUUGUUACCUUUAAAUUUAAGAUCAACUUCACAAGAAAUACUAAUUAAAAAUAUAAUAAAUUCAACAUCGAUAAGUGAAGAUUUUACAAAAGUUUUACAAAUUUUAAAUGAUUCAUCAAUAAUUUCGGAAACAUCAACUUUUAAUUUAAAUCAAUUUAUAAAAGAACAUCUUAUUGAACAUACUUUUACAACAUUAAAUGAAUCUCAAAAUACUAGCGAUUUUAUGGAAGUACAAUUAUCAUCAGAAUUAGAAAAUGCAAGAUUAUUUAGAUUAUUAACAAAAUUAAAUUUUAUUAUAAAUAAUAAUAAUUUUCAAUUAAAAAUUAAUGAUAAAAAUAAUCUCAAGAUUUUAAAAUUAUUUCAACAAAAUUUAUUUAAUUAUAUUGAUCCAAUGGGGAAACAUGUAAUAAAUUUACAUAAGAUUUUAGUUAACCUAAACAAAUUAGAUUGUGGAAUUGAUGAAAAAUUAUUAUUAAAUAAUAAUGAAGAAUUUAUUAUUGUUAGUUAUAAAGAAAUAAAAGAAAUAAUCGAUUUGCAAUUUAGAUUAUUAAGAAGUUGA